Messenger RNA from Engraulis encrasicolus (European anchovy), 3517 nucleotides. It is a transcript of the gene unc5b, whose product is annotated as unc-5 netrin receptor B. The transcript has 18 exons. The coding region runs from base 567 to 3431 and encodes 954 amino acids. Gene Ontology annotation, molecular function: netrin receptor activity; protein binding. Gene Ontology annotation, cellular component: membrane. The record is from RefSeq and is a predicted model, not a curated record. Gene Ontology annotation, biological process: anterior/posterior axon guidance; netrin-activated signaling pathway. NCBI's taxonomy places the organism in Eukaryota, Metazoa, Chordata, Actinopteri, Clupeiformes, Engraulidae.
CCGCCAGGACCAUGGUGAGGGCGCGGAGAUAACAGUUGGGAGUUGCUGCAAUGUAAACGCCGCAGCAGUUACAUUCAAGAUACAAAGUUAUCGGUUGCGUGUUGUAGGAAUAAUACUGGUACGUUUCAUCCUGGACUUUUUAAUCAUUGGAAUUGUGUUAUCCUGGAGUUGUGGCAAAUAUAACUUUCGGCGACUUCUCUACCCAGGAAAACCAUUUGGGCAUUGCGACUGGUGUCGGACUGAAUAGAGGUCGUCUUUCUUCUGUCACUCGUAUUUAUAAGUGAUUGCAUUUCAAUGUUUGUGUUUUUGUGAAGUUGCCGUGGAUUAAAUUCAACCUUGCGCGUUUGGUAGGCUGAAGAGAAGAGCCAGAAGAGAGCCAUACGGACACGUUUCGGUGGACUAAAAGGUAUUGGGGACAUUCGGCUAUCCAGGUCAAUCUUUCCAAACGUGAAAGACAAUUUAUCCCAAUAUUUGGCAUCGUCUAACAAGACGAGUUGUGGGGGAAAGCAAGGCACACUUGCCUGAGAACGCUUGGGAACAUUUAGGAGUGGCGCCACCGGGAGAAGAUGCUCUCUGUGCGGAUACAGCACCGCUUGGGUUCCGGUCAUCUGCUGGCCCUACUUUUAAUCUCUGGGACUCUGAUUCCAAAAACAGAGUGCAGUGACUACAGUGAGGUUCUACCCGACUCGUAUCCCUCGGCCCCGGCGGAGCCUCUGCCAGAGUUCCACGUGGAACCGGAGGACGCCUUCAUCGUGAAGAACCGGCCCGUCAAGCUCUCCUGCAAGGCAGCACCGGCCACGCAGAUCUACUUCAAGUGCAACGGGGAGUGGGUCAACCAGAAUGACCACGUCACCAAGGAGAGCCUGGACCAAGUCAGCGGGCUGGUGAUGCGUGAGGUGGACAUCUCAGUGUCUCGUACCCAGGUGGAGGAGCUCUUUGGCCUGGAGGACUACUGGUGCCAGUGUGUGGCCUGGAGCUCCGCUGGCACCACCAAGAGCCGACGAGCAUACGUCCGCAUCGCCUACCUGCGUAAGAACUUUGAGCAGGAGCCUCUGGGCCGUGAGGUGCGUUUGGAUCAGGAGGUGCUGCUGCAAUGUCGCCCCCCAGAGGGCAUUCCCCCUGCAGAGGUGGAAUGGUUGAAGAAUGAGGAGCUGAUCGACCCGGGUCAGGACUCCAACUUCCUGGUGACGGUGGACCAUGACCUCAUCAUUAAGACGGCCCGCCUCUCCGACACCGCCAACUACACUUGCGUCGCCCGCAACGUGGUCGCCAAGAGACGCAGCAGCACCGCCACCCUCAUCGUCUACGUGAGUGGUGGCUGGUCCGAGUGGACUGAGUGGUCCGAGUGCAACGCCAAAUGUGGGCGUGGCUGGCAGAGACGGACACGCAGCUGCACCAAUCCGGCGCCUCUGAAUGGAGGGGCCUUUUGUGAGGGCCCGCCUUUCCAGAGAGUCACCUGCACCACCCUCUGCCCAGUGGACGGCGGGUGGACGGAGUGGUCCAAGUGGUCGGCGUGCGGCACGGAGUGCACCCACUGGCGCAGCCGGGAGUGCCAGGCGCCCGCGCCACGCAACGGGGGAAGACACUGUGUGGGCAGCAUGAUGGAGAGCAAGAACUGCACCGAGGGACUCUGCGUGCGGAAUAAAAAGGUUUCUAUUGAACAUACCAGCCAUCCUCUGGGAGCAGGUUCCAGUGUGGCGGUGUAUGGUGGGCUGGUGGGGGCUCUGCUGCUGUGCGUGCUGCUGAUCGUGUGCGUGGGCGUGCUGGCCUACCGCCGCCGCUGCCACCACAUCCACGGGGACAUCACCGACUCCUCCGCCGCGCUCACCGCCGCCUUCCACCCCGGCAACUACAAGCCCCCGCGCCAAGAUAACCCCCACCUGCUGCACCCCUCCAUGCCCCCCGACCUGACGGCCACGGCGGGCACGGUGCCCCGCGGCCCCCUCUACUCCCUCCAGCAGAGCGCCCUGGACUCCCCCCACAAGAUCCCCAUGACCACCUCCCCUCUCCUGGACCCCCACGCCAUGUCCCCCAUGCCUACACUCAAGAUCAAGGUCUACAACUCCUCCACCAUGUCCUCUCUGGAGCUGCCGGCGGGCGAUGCCGACAUCAUGAGCCUCAAGGCGCUGGGCACCAUGGGUGGCAGCGGUGGCACCAUGGGCAGUAGGCGAGAGAUGGCACCGCACGGCGGGCAUACGCUACCCAGGGAGCCGGGACACAGUGCCAGUGCCACGCUAGGGUGCCUGGGUGGACGACUCACUAUCCCCAACACAGGAGUGAGUCUGCUGGUUCCUCCAGGUUCUAUUCCGCAGGGCAAAUUCUAUGAGAUGUACCUCAUCAUCAACAAGUGGGAGAAAACCACGUUGCCAUCGGAGGGCAGCCAGACGGUGUUGAGCCCGGUGGUGAGCUGUGGUCCGUCAGGUAUGGUGCUGAGCAGACCCGUGGUGCUCACCCUCCCCCACUGCGCUCUCCUCGACUCCCCAGACUGGAGCCUCACCCUCAAGAGCCAGACGCACCAGGGGGCCUGGGAGGAGGUGCUGACGGUGGGCGAGGAGAGCCUGUCGACGCCGUGCUACCUGCAGCUGGAGGAGAGCUGCUGCCACGUGGUGAUGGAGCAGCUGGGCACCUACGGGCUGGUGGGCCAGUCGGCGCCGCCCCACCCGGCCUGCAAGAGGCUGCAGCUGGCCCUGUUCGCCCCGCGCGCCCCCUGCCUCUCACUGGACUACAGCCUGCGCGUCUACUGCAUACAAGACACGCCGCACGCACUCAAGGAAGUCCUGGAUGUGGAGCGUAGUCUGGGUGGAGUGCUGCUGGAGGAGCCCAAGCUGCUGCUGUUCAAGGACAGCUACCACAACCUGCGCCUGUCCAUACACGACAUCCCACACACACACUGGAGGAGCAAGCUGCUGGCCAAGUACCAGGAGAUCCCGUUCUACCACAUCUGGAGCGGUAGCCAGAGGCCUCUCCACUGCUCCUUCAGCCUGGAGCGCGGCAGCCUGGCCGUCUCCCAGCUCACCUGCAAGAUCUGCGUACGGCAGGUGGAGGGGGAGGGACAGAUCUUCCAGCUGCACACCGACAUCCAGGAGACGCUGCCGCCCCACUCCCCGCUGCCGUCGGCGGGCACCUGUCUGCCCUCGUCACAGGUGGGCUCCUACGCCUUCCGGCUGCCCGCCUCCAUACGCCAAAAGAUCUGCGCCAGCCUGGACGCCCCCAGCUCAAGAGGGUGCGACUGGAGGAUGCUCGCGCGAAGCCUGGAGUUCGACAGGUAUCUGAACUACUUUGCCACAAAGCCGAGCCCCACAGGUGUGCUGCUGGACCUGUGGGAGGCCUGUCACCAAGGUGAUGCAGACCUGGUCUCCCUGGCGACGGCUCUCGAGGAGAUGGGCAAAAGCGAGGUCUUGGUCGUCAUGACAACGGAUGGGGAUUGCUGAUUUGCCCAUGCUGAGGGGGUGUGUGUGCCUGCGGGUGUUAUGGGGGUGUGUGUGCUUGUGUGGGGAGGGGUAUGGGUGUGUGUGUG